AUGAGUUCAGUCCAAGAUACUCUCAAGAGUCUAGAAGUUGAGCUUUCCCAGCUCAAUGAUCGACAGGAAAAGAUUGUUGUCAUACAGGCUCAGCUUGAUGCUCGUGCACGGCAGUCAACACGCGCCAUCCUGCUUUGUCCCUCUAGCAGCAACAUUUCCGAUCCUAUAUCUGACAAUUUGGACGCGCUCUCACUGGGAAUCAGUCAGCUGAUCAGGAAACACGGGCUCGAGGACAUCUUCAAGAUUUUUAUGCUUGAGACGAUGCGGCGCGAGGCACUGCUCUACGAUGCAUCUCUAGACAAGUCCCCUUGCGCAAAUGUGGAUGCUACUGCUAAGAUUACCUGUUUAAAUGAAGGUGUAAUGCGAUGCGGUGGUUGCAAAAUUGCACCGUACUGUUCCAAGGAAUGUCAGAAGAAGCAUUGGCAGAUGCAUAAAAAAGGUGGAAUGAAAACUAUUGACUCUGGACUCAUACUCACUCAUUUAUAUACAAACCCAUAUAUUCAUAGCGUGCAAGAACCCAAUUCGAGACUCCGAAUGGACACCAUCAUGGAUAAUUGA
Messenger RNA from Fibroporia radiculosa, 558 nucleotides. RefSeq lists its product as uncharacterized. Lineage: Eukaryota; Fungi; Basidiomycota; Agaricomycetes; Polyporales; Fibroporiaceae. The coding region runs from base 1 to 558 and encodes 185 amino acids. The record is from RefSeq and is a predicted model, not a curated record. The transcript is spliced from 2 exons.